UUGUCAUGUGAUUUACCCAGGCGUUAGCUUACUUAGAAAUGUUCUGACAGGAAUAAAUAGCAUGAUGUGCUCACUAGAAAAAAGAAAUUCGGCAGCUUUUGUUUUUACAACUUAAUUAGAGUGCCAAUGAACAUCACACUUUUUUUUAUAACCAAGCAAAUAUUAUCUAAUUCGUCGAAGUACCAGGGUACAGGGCUUUGUAUUAGGGUGAACAACAGGCCGGCUGGUUUGUUUCGAUGAAGUUCUUUGUUCACGUCAUGUGUAUGAGAACAAGGCAAAGAAGAGGGUGACACGUUGUGGUGAAAAUUGGAAUUUUUCAGCGUGUUCCAUCCCUAUGGAGCUCUCCCACAUAGGCUAUACAAGUAUGGCAACUCCCUGGAAGCAGGGUCAAAUUAAUUAAACACCAAACGGAAGAAAACGAAGCAAGACAGAUUUCUGGAGACAUGGCCACAGAACAUAUUAAUGGAAAUGGUCCAGAAGAACCAAUGGACACCACCGCUGCAGUUACCCAUUCUGAACACUUCCAGACUUUAUUAGAAGCUGGUUUACCACAGAAAGUUGCUGAAAAACUAGAUGAAAUUUACAUAGCAGGUUUGGUAUCGCACAGUGACCUAGAUGAUCGAGCAAUUGAGGCUCUAAAAGAGUUUAACGAAGAAGGUGCUCUGCAAGUUCUGUUGCAGUUCAAGGAUAGCGACCUCUCACAUGUUCAGAACAAAAGUGCCUUUCUUUGUGGAGUUAUGAAGACUUACAGACAAAGGGAGAAACAGGGGACCAAAGUCUCAGACUCCAACAAAGGACCAGAUGAGGCAAAAAUCAAAGCCCUGCUGGAGCGAACUGGCUACACGCUUGACGUGACAACGGGUCAGCGGAAGUAUGGAGGUCCGCCCCCCGAGUCGACUCACACGGGAGCCACGCCCACAAUUGGUACAGAAAUUUUCGUCGGCAAGAUUCCCAGAGAUCUAUUUGAGGACGAGCUUGUCCCCCUGUUUGAGAAGGCCGGGCCUAUCUGGGACCUGCGCCUGAUGAUGGACCCGCUCAGUGGCCUGAACAGAGGAUACGCCUUCGUCACAUUCUGCACUAAAGAGGCGGCGCAGGAGGCCGUGAAGCUGUGCAACAACAAUGAGAUCCGGCCCGGGAAACACAUUGGCGUAUGCAUCUCUGUGGCCAACAACAGACUGUUCGUCGGCUCCAUCCCCAAAAGUAAAACAAAAGACCAGAUUGUGGAGGAGUUCUCUAAAGUCACAGAGGGUCUGAAUGAUGUUAUACUGUACCAUCAGCCGGAUGACAAGAAGAAGAACCGCGGCUUCUGCUUCUUGGAGUACGAAGACCACAAAACCGCCGCCCAGGCCCGCCGCCGGCUGAUGAGUGGCAAGGUCAAGGUGUGGGGGAACGUGGUGACCGUGGAGUGGGCUGACCCGAUAGAAGACCCCGACCCUGAGGUCAUGGCCAAGGUCAAGGUGCUGUUUGUCAGGAACCUUGCCAGUACUGUAACAGAAGAAAUUCUUGAAAAGGCCUUCAGUCAGUUUGGCAAGUUGGAGCGGGUGAAGAAACUGAAAGACUACGCCUUCAUCCACUUUGAGGAGCGAGACGGUGCAGUCAAGGCCUUGGCUGAGCUGAAUGGGAAAGACCUGGAGGGAGAACACAUUGAGAUAGUCUUCGCCAAGCCCCCCGACCAGAAGAGGAAAGAACGUAAAGCCCAGAGGCAAGCGGCUAAAACGCAAAUGUACGAUGAUUACUAUUACUACGGCCCGCCCCACUUGCCCCCUCCCACAAGAGGCCGGGGACGAGGUGGCGGGCGCGGCGGUUACUCCUACCCCCCUGACUACUACGGCUAUGAAGAUUACUACGAUUACUACGGUUACGACUACCACAACUACCGGGGAGGCUACGACGACCCCUACUACGGCUACGAGGACUUUCAGGCUCCCGGGCGAGGACGAGGCAUCGUACGAGGCGGUGCCCGUGGCGGUGGCGCCACUCCGACCUCCCGAGGACGUGGAUCGGCCACGCCCAGAGGCAGAGUCGGGGGCUUCACCCAGCGAGGAGGCAGUGGCCCUGGAUCAAGCAGAGCAGGGAAAAGGGGUCGAGGCCGGUCCUGACCUGUCACUAUGAAGACUGACUGACUGUGUUGGGUUACACCAGAAGCUGCAAUGGGAUACGGAUGGAAAAGUCAGCGAAAUGGUCCAAUAUUCCAGCCUUACAGAAGCAUCUCCCCCCAAACUGCCACCUAAACAAUCACCGGAUUAUUUAGAAGAAAAAAAAACAUGCCACCCCCCACCCCCCCCCCCGUCUGCCCCAACACCCUUUCCUCCCCCAUGCCAUUUUUAAAUAAUUAUUGAAGAAUUUGCACUUUUUAAGUUUCUUAGUUUGAAGUGGCUCAAAGGAGCUUGAUGCUAUUGUAUAUUUUUGUGCUAAUCGCAAUUUUUAUUGUCUGAAUAUCCAUGUUAAUCUUAAUCGUUUGAUUUGGAUGUUUGAAGAGAACAAUUGCAGGUUUUAGGUGUAACCACCUGGCAUCGAUAAGUCUGGCAUUCCAGGAAAGUGGUUCUUUUCAGAACUUGUCUUUAAAGGGUUGGUUAACUACCUCAGUACAGAGGAUUAAACUACCCGGCCUGUACAGUAAAUAGGGGAACUAUAUUGAUGAAAGCAGGGCUUGUUUCCUACAAAAUAUGCACAAGAGCAGCAGCACUCAAGUGAUGUACUUAAUGUAAUAUAGUCAUUUUGUUGCAGCUCUGACACUGCAAACAGUCAAACUGGGCAUGCAAAAAUGAUCUCAUAUGAUGAGCCAGAACAAGCCUUGCUUUUAUCCUAUUUUGAACUGAACUAGCUGCCUUGCUUCUUCAGAUUAUUGUAGUUACUGGUUGUAUAGUUUGGAAAAUGUUACUUUUGUAAAGGCUUGAACAUCAACAAAGGCAUUAACUGUCUUUGAACAAAGCCCUGCAGUGUCCCUUUGCCACCCAAGGAUAUAUUUGUUUUUGUUUUUUAGGAUAGAACAGAAUUAUGUUCCCUACCGCCACCUGCCCCUCCCUUUUAGUGAAAUGUCCCAAUCAUGCAAAAUCUCGAUGGUCCCUCUGUGAACUCUGAACCAGCUACCAAGUCGAGUCACUUGGUUUUAAAAUGAAUUGCCAUAAAGCCCAGCCAGCGAGCAUUUCUGCCUGUAGCUGUUUAGAGCGAGCGAGGGACCGCGGUCACGCGGUGGUAAAAGGGAUACUGCAGCUAUGAUUUGUAUUCCAUGUAUAGCAAAAAUGAGACUGAACUAUUCAUCCGGUUUUGUACACAGUUAACUCCCUCUCAAUAAAAACAUUACAACCACCUUUUGAAAAGAUGUUAGCAGUUUUAAACUAUUGUUGGUGGCCAACAACGUUUUUUGCAUUCCUGCAAAUAAAUUGUUUUAUACUGUAAAA
Messenger RNA from Esox lucius (northern pike), 3401 nucleotides. RefSeq names its product heterogeneous nuclear ribonucleoprotein Q. Gene Ontology annotation, biological process: CRD-mediated mRNA stabilization. NCBI's taxonomy places the organism in Eukaryota, Metazoa, Chordata, Actinopteri, Esociformes, Esocidae. The record is from RefSeq and is a predicted model, not a curated record. The transcript has 12 exons. Gene Ontology annotation, molecular function: mRNA 5'-UTR binding. Gene Ontology annotation, cellular component: ribonucleoprotein complex; CRD-mediated mRNA stability complex; nucleus. The coding region runs from base 444 to 2099 and encodes 551 amino acids.